Grus americana (Whooping crane) is the source of this 10214-nucleotide messenger RNA. It is a transcript of the gene ZNF384, whose product is annotated as zinc finger protein 384. Gene Ontology annotation, cellular component: nucleus. The transcript is spliced from 14 exons. Lineage: Eukaryota; Metazoa; Chordata; Aves; Gruiformes; Gruidae. Gene Ontology annotation, molecular function: DNA-binding transcription repressor activity, RNA polymerase II-specific; RNA polymerase II cis-regulatory region sequence-specific DNA binding; DNA-binding transcription activator activity, RNA polymerase II-specific. Gene Ontology annotation, biological process: negative regulation of transcription by RNA polymerase II. The record is from RefSeq and is a predicted model, not a curated record. The coding region runs from base 1433 to 3094 and encodes 553 amino acids.
GCGCGCCCGCCUCUGCCCCCGCCGCCCUGUCCCCGCUUCCGGCCCGGUCCAGCCACCCGCGGCGACCCCGCUGAGGGGAAACCUGCCCCGGGCCGGUGGCCGCCGCCGCUCCGCCUCUUUUUCAAGCGAAGCCGCCGAUGACGCCGUUCCGCUCUAGUCGGCGCCCCGGAAGAGCUGAGGCGCGCUCCGCCCCCUGAUCCGGAAGCGACUCGCCGCUCCUCUUUCCGAGACGGCCCUGGAAGGAGGAGAGAUGCAAGAGGAGGGAGAGUGAGAGGGAAACACAGCCUCUACCUCACCGUAUACUUGCACGUGCUUUUAUCUGUGUGUUUGUGGUUAAAGUGAUGACCUGCAAAGAAGUUUAAGUCCAGCACGUUAAGUAUGUGAUUCUGUGAAGUACUCUGAGAUCUAAACUCCAGAUUCCUUGUCCCUUGAGGGUACGUUGACAUCUGUCUGAUACUAGACUGGUGAAUAGGAAGAAGGUCCCAUCUCUGGCCUGUUUGUGGAAGCUGGGAUGAUGAAGGCACUGCAGUGGGAACGUGCUGUGGUACAGGGUUGAAGCUCCAGCCCAUGUCUGGUAGUUAUAGAGCAAUUGGAAGGGUUACGUGCAGAGUUCUGGUAAACCUUUCAAGCCAAAAAUUUUGAGGCCUGAUGUCUGCUCAAGUAUGAAGAUUUCUGGAUGGGGAGGUGGCUUCUAAGAGACUUUAAUGAAAACAAUGUAGUCAUCUUUUGAGAAUCAAUAGAGUUUUAUUUUAACUUGCACACUCUGUAAACUGGGCAAACAAAAGUUAGGUGCCCUGUGAAGUUCUGACAGGGGACUGGAUGGAGACAGGAGGCCACUAAGAGCCCUUGCCUGUGCUAGUCUGGAUUUUAGAAUCUGGAAAUGGAGUUGCCUUUCAUAACUUGUACUCUUUAAAUAAGCAAGCUGUUGUAAGAUUUUUGUUUAAAUUGGCACCUUUCUGUUUAACUCCUGAAGUUCACAGUUGAAUCCAAGGGAGCCUUGGACAAUUACAAAGUUUAUUUGGAACAUGCGUCUGAUUAUUAAAUGAGAUUUUAUGUUUUUACAGAAUCAGCUUCACUUUGAUGUUUUUGAUGUGGAAGCUAAGCAAAUAAGGGCUUAUUUUAAAAAGGAAAAGCAAACAAACAAUCACCCAAACCUGACAUUCCAAACAAAAACCUUCCCUUAAUUCAGGUGCUGCUCAAUUGCAAAAAAUGCAUUAUCUCUUCAUAUGUGCCCAUCCUGUGAAAGAAAAAAGUCAUGUAAUUAAGUGUUACAUACAUAGGGCCUUGCUGUGGGCAGUGUACUUGAUAAUUAAUUUGGGUCAGAAAAGAAAGCAGAGGAAGGAAGGGAAGAGUCUUGCCCCAUCAGAUUCUGAUUGAAUCACAGCAACGUAAAUCCAGAGUAAUUCAGUCAGGCAACUGGCAGUCUGACUGCAUGCCACCGAUGCAAGCUAGGAUGGAAGAAUCUCAUUUCAACUCCUCCCCGUACUUCUGGCCAGCAGUGCCCACCGUCUCGGGACAGAUUGAGAACACCAUGUUUAUUAACAAGAUGAAGGAGCAGCUAUUGCCCACAGAGAAGGGCUGCAGCCUGGCUCCCCCCCACUACCCUGCCUUGCUGACGGUACCCACCUCUGUGGCCCUACCCACUGGUAUCUCCAUGGACUCGGACACGAAACCGGAGCAGCUGACACCACACAGCCAAGCCCCUGUGACUCAGAACAUCACCGUGGUACCAGUGCAGUCUGCUGGGCUCAUGACAGCAGGUCCUGGUCUGGUGAUAACUUCCCCAUCAGGUUCCCUGGUGACCACAGCCUCCUCUGCCCAAACCUUUCCCAUCUCGGCUCCUAUGAUUGUCUCUGCACUACCCCCUGGCUCCCAGGCAGCCCUCCAGGUGGUUCCUGACCUGUCCAAGAAAGGGACAACCACCCUCUCCGAAGGUGGUGGGGGUGGUGGGGGUGGGGGAGUUGCCCCCAAACCACCCCGGGGCCGGAAGAAGAAGCGAUUGCAGGAGUCGGGGCUGCCGGAGAUGAGUGACCCCUUUGUGCUGUCAAACGAGGAUGAUGAGGACCAGCACAAGGAUGGCAAGACAUACAGUAGUUCCGUGAGCAGCGGAACUAAUGAAGCCUGGUUUCCAGCGGCUCUCUCCUGUGUGGAUUCUCUGAUGUCUAAUCAAGGGUGCCGGAUGUGUUCGCUGACCUUCUACUCCAAGUCGGAGAUGCAGAUCCACUCCAAGUCCCAUACGGAGACAAAGCCACACAAGUGUCCUCACUGCUCCAAGAGCUUCGCCAACAGCUCCUACCUGGCCCAGCACAUUCGCAUCCACUCAGGGGCCAAGCCCUACACGUGCAGCUACUGCCAGAAGGCCUUCCGCCAGCUUUCCCACCUGCAGCAGCACACACGGAUCCACUCCAAGCUCCACACGGCGAUUGUCAAGCCGCACAAGUGUCCUCACUGCUCCAAGAGCUUCGCCAACACAUCCUACCUGGCCCAGCACCUCCGCAUCCACUCGGGGGCCAAGCCCUACACCUGCCGCUACUGCCAGAAGGCCUUCCGCCAGCUCUCCCACCUGCAGCAGCACACACGUAUCCACACUGGGGACCGACCCUACAAAUGCGCUCACCCUGGGUGUGAAAAGGCUUUCACCCAGCUUUCCAACCUGCAGUCCCACAGACGGCAGCACAACAAAGACAAACCUUUCAAGUGCCACAACUGCCACCGUGCGUACACGGAUGCCGCCUCAUUGGAGGUACACCUGGCUACGCACACGGUGAAACACGCCAAGGUCUACACCUGCUCCAUCUGCAGCCGGGCCUACACCUCGGAGACGUACCUGAUGAAGCACAUGCGGAAACACAACAUCCCUGACCCACAGCAGCAGGUGGUUCAGGCGCAAGCCCAGGCCUCUCAGCAGCAGCAGCACUUCCAGCCGCAGGGUGGGGGGGCAGCAGGGGGCCCUUCUGGAGACACUAACCAACCCAACCCUCCCCCCCAGUGCUCCUUUGACCUGACCCCUUACAAGACUUCAGAGCAUCACAAGGACAUCUGCCUCACUGUCAGCACCAGCGCCAUCCAAGUGGAGCACCUCUCCAGCUCCUAGAGAGACCUCAACCCAGGGAGCAGAAAGCCUCUUGUGCAUAGCCUGCGCCCAGGGGCACCGCUUGUGCAGUGGCCCUCCUCGUGCAACAGUCUCCGGCCUCUCCUCCUGCAACAGCCUCUUCUGGCCGUGUAACCCUGUUCAUGGCAGCCCCUUGAACAACAGCCUGUUUCAAGGGGGUGCUCCUUCUGUGCAACAGCCUGCCUGGUAGGAGGAUGCUUCCUUGUGCAAGAGCCCCUUUCCUGUGCUGGGAUCACUUCCUCAUGCAAGAGCCCCUCCUUUCAAACCCAAAGAAAGGCCCCCAUUUUGCCUUCUCUCUCACUGUAGAAUGCGUAUGAAGGGGGGGUGCGUGUUAAGACAUGCAUGGUGGAUGGGAUGGAGAGACGGUCCUUGUACGUACAGGGGCUCGGACACAUGUUUUCAGCAGGCCACAGAAGAAUGUGGCAGGGUUCACAGCUGAAUGGGGUACUUUGAGGAUUUCCUUGAGUGUCUAAGAGAGAAAUAUCCAUUCCUAUCCCUCCUGCUUGUGAAAGGGAGGAAGGGUCGCUCGUCCUGCCCCAAGGACUGGAUGGGAGAAACCUCCUUCUCCCCAGUGGAAGGUGAGACCAGUGCGGGGGGGGGGAGAGGUGAGGGAUGUUCUCUGGGCUGGACAGGUGCCUACACUGCCCAAGGGCUGUGGAGUGUUGCGCUCUUUCUCCUCCCCUGGUGGAGAGCAAUAGAGAGGAGUCUGUCUGAACUGGCUGCUGCCUCUCUCUCCCAGCUGUCUGAGCAGCACGAUGGCCAAGGGCCCGUAGGAACGUGGGUUCCUGCUCAUUGCUCUUCCUGCCCGUUGUGGAUGAUGUCCUAGCAGCUUGUACUCCUCCUCUCCCUCCCGCUCCCCCCCCCCCACCUCCUCAGAAAAGCCUGCAGGCAUCAACAACAAACCAAAAAGCAACUGGAGGGAGGGUAAGAGACUGCCAAAAUAAUCAUCACCCUUCUCUCUACUCCCUUUCCUGAAAGGCGGAACGACAACAGUUCUGACUCUCACACGCCUGUCCUGCCCCUAGUUUCCCAAAGGGAAGGAGGAGGAGGAGGAAUAGACCAGUCUUUUCAAGGAGCCGGCAGGAGGCAGGGAAAGGCUAGCUUCUCCUGCUCGCCUCCCAUCAGAGUGCUCUCCCAGGCUCCCUCUUGCCAAGGCGGGCUGGACUCACAUGGCAGUGGUGGCCUCUUCUGGACUGUGGUCAUGGGAGAGAAUCCCCAAAAGGUGGACAGUGGAGAGAAGGGGAUGGAGAUCCCCACAGAGAGACCAAUUUAAUGAGAAGGGGGAGCCAACAAGAAUAAACUGAAGGCCCCUUGAAUUUAUAUAUAUAUAUAUAUAUAUAUAAAUAUCUAUUCCCCACCCCUGGCCCGCUCUGUCCUUGCUGUAACUGUUUCUAUCUCUGUGUUUAUAAAACGCAUUAUCCUGGCGAAUUUUUAUUUUCAAUCUUCGUUUGUUUUUCCCUUUCUCUUCGUCUUCAAUUCUCCUUCCCUUUUUUUUUUUUUAAUUGGUCCACAUGACUACUAGUCUUGUGUGUCACUUGUUAGUUUCUUUGGAUCAUGGAGGCUGACUCGGAAGAGAAUGAGAAGGCAAGGGAAAAAGCAUGUGUUGUUGGGAUUUAAAAUCAAUCACCCACCCAAAGCCUAUAGAAUCCCAGACUUCUGUAUGAACAACCAAUAGGGGCUUUUUUUUUUUUUAACCACCUUGUAUAGAAAUAAAUUGGUGUAAAAGGCUCCUUGAAGGUGCUGCUGCAAGCACCCUGCCCCUGUGACGUGUGUUCCUUCCCCCUGCACCAGACCACUGCACGAGCAUCUUGCUGCUGUGAGUCCUGAGCGGCUGUGCGGACGGAGGCGAGGGCAGCGCAUCCCUGCUUUUGGGCAGCCUUGCAGUUCACACAAGGAGAGUGAGGAGCUCUGCACCUGCAGAGCCUGUGGCAGAAACCUUUUUCUCUGCGUUUAGUCACCAGGGUUGGCUGUGAACGGUUGCAGUGUUUUGUAGAUCCAUAGGUUAGGCUAGAAGAAGCUGUCUGAUUUGACUCUUGCAUUUCACAGGUGACAUUUCAACCCAUGUAUCCUGCAUUGAGCCCCAAAAACUAAUGUGUAUUUGAAGUAUAAGUUGAUAAAAUGCAUUGGCUUGAUUUUGAGGCACUGGGACACAGAGAAUCCCUUCCAUUGGUAGCCUGCUGCAAGGGCUGCAUGUUCUCACUGUUUAAAUAUUUAAGCCCGAUUUCUUCUUUGGAUCUGUUUGGUUUUGGCUUCCAGUUACAAAUUCUGGAUACAUCCAUCCCACUGAUUCAGAGAGCCUUAGAGCACAGUGGGGCUUUUUCCCCUGGACUGGUAUUUAAACACUAUAAUAUCACUUCUCAAUCCACUUUUUGACAAGCUAAAUACAUGUCCUUAAAUCUUCCACUGUAAGGGAUUUCCUCCAGCCCAUGAAUUAUUCUUGUCUUUUCUUUCUACAUCUUGUAAAAUUUUUCAGUAUCUUGUAGAAGUGUUCAUUUCGGAAUUGAGUGUUCGAGCCCCGAUGCCAUGGACAAGGUUCCCCUGCCCUUUGCCUUAAGUCUGCAGAGGAUUGCAUUUGCCCUUUUCUCGCAGCGUUAUACGGGAGCUCACGUGAGCUGCUUGUCUGGUGUGACCCUUAGAUCAUCCGAAGUCUCAGCUUUCCAUGAUAGUGUUUCCCCCUUUCUGCAGGUAUGGUCUGAGUUCUUCUUUCCUAGAUACUUAACAUGAGGCUGUAUCGAAGUCCAGUUUGUGUGAAUGGACCUGGCUUCCCCAUGGUCCAGGUUACUCACUGCUCACCACAAACUGCAUCAGUUAUUUUUUACUUUCGGAUCCAGGUUGAAAAUGCUAUAUUGCAUCUGACCUACACUAACUUGAAAAGCAUCAUUCAGAGCAACUUUUUAUUAGCUUCUUUUUGAGACUUGCAGGCUAGGCAUUUCUUAAUCCUCUUAAUAUGUGGUUAUGUACAGUAAAUCUUUUUGACUUAUGGUGCUAGGUCAAUGCCUUACAAAAAUUUAAGUAUGUUGCACCUAUGCAGUCCCCUUUGUUAAACCAAAUGUAUAAUGAUGUCAUCUAAGAAUGAAAUUAAGGUUUGGGUUUUUUUCUUUUUUUCCUACAAAAUCUAUAUUUCAUAAAACUUUUGGAUUAUAGGUUUUAUUUUUCAUUCAUUAAUUCUUCAUCUCAACAGCUUUUCCAUAAUUUUGACAUUGAGUCAUUUCAUUUGCCUUUUGGGAAUACUGUCAUGAAUGUCUUAAGGUAUUUCUCUAAUAUCCCAAGUUUAAUUAAAAUCUGAAUCAAUGGGCUAGAGAGCUUGUUAGUGAAGUCUCUUAGGACUCCUGUUUGUUUGCCAACUUUAUACAUCCCUACUAGUUGUUGUCUGCUCUCCUACUUUGAUACUAAGGUACUGGAUAGAAGUUGCUAUUUUCAUAUGACUGCCACAUUCUGUUUCCUUCUGAAUAUGGAAUUGGAAGUGCUUGUUGACUGAUUUCCCCUGCUGUAUGUUAAUAACAUUUUCAACAUUUUUAUCUAGCAUGGAUCAGUACUAUUAGUAAGAUUUUUUGUUUAUUUUUUAUUUAAAGAAAGGAAUGAAAGAUCCAACAUCCCUUUCCUAUUACCAGUAGUUUUGCUAGCCACAGAGGUUUCCUUACCAGUUUUCUCUAUUUUAUAAUGUCUAAUUUAUGUCAGUUGCUGUCUGGCCUUCCCCUUUUCCGUGUGUUAUGUUUCAGGGUUGGGUUUUUUUUUUUAAAUUGUUUCUUCUUGCUCACAGAGUUUCUCACUGAACCCAGGAUGAACUUUUACCAAAAGUUUUCCUCUUUCUUGAUUGUGGAAUUAGGGCUUUUUUGGCCACAUAAUAAAUUUUUCUUACAGCAGAGUUUCAUUUACAUUUUCCUGCCUUAUUUCUUUUUUUCUCAUGGACAACUCAGUUUAUAGUUUUGCUCACCUUGGAAAUUAGCACAGACUCAGCACAGGUUUAUUACUGCUUGUGGCUCUUCUCUGCAUGUCCGUAUUCCAUAUGAACAGGACAAAAUUGCCAGUUUCACUCAAGUUGUUGUCUUGUCUUGUAUGCAUCACCUUGAAGUCUGAAAAAAUUGACUUGUUUCGGGUGCAGUGUCUUGUAUUAAGAAAGCCACAGUUUUAAAAGUUGGAAUGAUGUUUUACCAACUGGUUGAAUUCCCUGGGGAAUGUCUUACAAUUCCUUGCAGUGGUUUUUCAUUUUACAUGUUUGAGGUGCUUGAAAUUGCCUUUCCUGGUCCCUGGAUUGAUGUGUUGUUUUCUAAUGUCUGCUAUCCUUCCCCUUCUUUGAAUCUGUUACCUAGCAUGGGGGUCCAUAUGUAUUUAAGGCUGUACAAUUCCUGUGUUACCAGUUAUUUCAAAGGUAUUAUUGAUUGUGUUUGUGUAGUUUGCUGCUACUCCUAUAGCUUUUACUGUCACCCAGGAAGAAACUAAUGAUUUUUUACUAAGGAACCUUCCCAUCAAGUUUCAGAAAUGCCACUUUAUUCCAGGUCUCUCUUUUUUCCUCAUCAAUGAGAAUUUCUUACUUCUCUGUUUACCCAGAGUCCCCCAUUGCUGUUGUAGAAAUAAUUGAAGAUACCUUACUCUCAUUAUCUUUGUCACUUACUUGAGUUUGGAUUAGGUCUUCCUCUUUGGAUUCCCAAGGCUGUUGAACAUAUUCAAGGUGCUUCAGGUGGUUUAAAUAGCUGCUGCCUGUGGGAUGCAAAAUGUAAGAUGUAUGCAAAAUUCUUCCCUGUUGAGAUGAAGCAUCAGGCUCCACAGCCUGCAGCUUUUCAGCUUUGUGCACUCAAGCCAACAAUGGUUCAAUUAUUUAACUCCCACUCACAAGAGUGGAAGAUUCUUUAACAAGAUCCCAUGCUCCUUCCUCUUCAGCUGCCUGAAUUCUUUGACCCUGCAUUUUCUUCGUGAUGCCAGUCUAUUUGUUUCUGUACACCUGUACCCAAGAAGACUUGACAAUGACCCUGGAGUUCUGUAUUAGGUUGCAUCUUGUUUCUAUGCUGGAAGGUGGUAGCACUUUUUUUUCUUCUUCUCCUUUACUGAAUUGGUUGUCUGUUCUUUGCUGAAUUUUGCAUAUUAUUGUUGCUUUAAAAGGAAACAUCAUGUAGGCUGGAAAUAAUUUAGAAAAGUCACCCACAAACAGUAACUGAAUCUCAGCCGUGACUAAUGAUAGUAUUGCUGGUCUAUAAUUCAGUUAAAUCUUCAAGAAAGAUUUAAGACUUUCAUCAUUUAAAGCCUUAUGGUUAAUCAGCCAUGUCCCUUAUUAGAGUUUUUUGUUGGUUAUCACUGCCAUUAAAACUGCCAUUCUAUUUUACUACUACUUUUUUUUUUAAUCCAUAGGGUUGUCUUAUGCCUUUGUUCAGUACAUUAAAGUCUUCUGCUAUAAGAAGUCUUUUUUCUUUUGUAAUGAAUUACAGACCAUGAUUGAGUCACUGUCUUCAUCUUUCCAAACAGCUAAAUUAAAUUGAGCUGAUUUAGGUGUCUCACACUAAGGCUUGGCUCCAUCACAUAGUACCUAUCUAUUGCCUUUCUCUUUCCUUUAUGAAUGACCGGGCUGUGUAGUGUUCAGUUGUGAGUCUUGCUACGUUAGGCCUAGACGGUUAUCUUGACCCACCAAACUUACAUUGCCAUAAAAGGAUAUGUAGUUCUUUUAACAAGAUCUUUUUCUUUAAAUUACAACAAAUAGCAUUAUGUUUCUUUUCUUAUCUGACUGCAACCUGUAUAAAUUACACUGUGAUUUUGCCAAAUCAGUGUUAGGUUAACUGGCUUACAGCAACCUGGAUGAUCCCAUUUACUUUCCAAAUACUUUUUAAGCAAAAGUAUUUGCUGGUCUUCUGGAACACAUUCAGAGCUCCAAAGUUGUUUGGAAGAGAAAGCCCAUUGCUUCCAUCUGCUUGCCAGAUAAUUCUUUGAGAAUUAUUGAUUGUGAGUUUCUAGCUAUGCAACUUCUAGGAUGUUUUAUUUAAUGGGUAGAACUAAACAUCUUCCUAAAUCUCAUUGGCAAUAGGUAAUUUGUCUACAUCAUCCAACUUUCUUCCUAAUAUAGAAUAUAAUUAUGAGAUUCUGCCUGUCUUCUAUAUUUUUAUUGAUUAUUUUAUCAUCUUUAUAUCAACUAAAGGAUAUAUAUCACGUUUAGGAAUUUCUUCUAAUAUUUUGCAGGUAAUGUACCCUAAAGCUGCCCAAGUUUACUAGUGCAGUUUCAGAACAUAGAAUGAAAUUGCUCUGUACAUUUCCUUAACUACAAGAUAGGUACCUGUUCAAUCGUCAUUUCAGGUACAACAGAUUAAAUUUGUGUGCAUGGUUUCUUGUUUCUGUAUAGUAGAACACCAAAGUAUUAGAGAGAUGUAGUAACUUGGUCCAACAAACAUUUCGAUUUCAUGUAGUGUCUAUGUAAUGAAUGGAAAAAAAAACUGCAAGAAAAGAAAUCAUGACACCAAAGAACUAGAGUCUAUGCCUAGUUUUGCUACUGAAUUAGGAUAUGUUUUUGGAAUGCGGACACAGCUAUAAUCUGGGGCCUUUGGCAUCUUUCAUUUGUAAAGCCGAUUAACCACCUUGGGGGCAAGUGCCGCAGCUCAAAUUGUUUGAUGUUUGUGAGGAUGAAGUGUGGGUACAUCUAGUCUUUCCUGAAGAGAAGGAAAUGCAGUGCAGGGACCUCUGAACUGAGAACUUUAAAGAGUGAGAAGAGCUGAAUGUGAACCCCUACAGCAAAAAGGGAAUGAGACAAGACUGAAGUUGUAGGCCUUCUGCUGGGGGUAUGCUUAAGGAUCCCUCUCAAGCACUGGCCUUCACCUUGUGGUCCUUGGACAACAUUUAAGAGGCCUGUAAGGUAACAAAAAAGCUGGAGGCUUAAACUCCAUAUUCUUGUAUGCAGAUGUUUACAUUUCCAAGGGAAAAUACACAGACAUCUGUAGAUCAAUAAAGGUUGAGAACCACUACUCUAGACUACUUCAGUAGGCUAUUUAGCUUCCCUUCCUGAGAUGCAUAGGCCUUCUGGGCAGUACACGCACUCAUCAGUCAGGUCCUUCAUCUAACUAGAAGCUAUUUACCGGUUUAACAAUAGGAUGUAAUUGAAGUAGCAAAUUCUGGGGUGUGGUGUGGU